Molecule: messenger RNA, 2613 nt
Organism: Anastrepha ludens (Mexican fruit fly)
Lineage: Eukaryota; Metazoa; Arthropoda; Insecta; Diptera; Tephritidae
Product: protein escargot
Exons: 1
Coding region: 386-2077 (563 amino acids)
Biological process (GO): regulation of DNA-templated transcription
Molecular function (GO): RNA polymerase II cis-regulatory region sequence-specific DNA binding; DNA-binding transcription factor activity, RNA polymerase II-specific
Source: RefSeq, a predicted model, not a curated record
CUUCGUUGCUGCUGCUAAAGUUCGUUUGUGUUUCAUUGAAUGUCUCACAUGCCACGCUUUGCUAAUUGGGGGAAGAAAUAAUAGAAAAAAAAAACUGACUUAAACCGUGAACAGUCGGUAUUCGAAAACCGAUCGCAUCGAAUCGAGUAGGAGUAAAUGUUCAGUGCUUGUUUGAAGUGCAGUGUAAACGCGUAAGCGCGAGUUUUGAAAAACUAAAAGUGAAGAACUUAAAUUCCCAGGGGAAUGUGAACAUUGCACGCAAAGCGUAAAAAUUUGAAAAAACUGAGUUUUGAAAAAAAAAACAAUUUUUAUAAAUAAGAAACACUAAAAAGUGCUGAAAAGUUUAAGUGCACACGCGAAGAAUUUCAAACCAAAAUCCAGCAAAAUGCACACAGUCGAGGAUAUGUUGGGUGAGAAAAACUACAGUAAAUGUCCUUUGAAGAAACGUCCGAUCAACUAUCAGUUCGAAGAGGACAGCUCCACAGAUGUUGUGGAUGUGAAAAUGUCCGCCGCUAGCACACACAGUGAUGACGACCACACAGAUCAGCCCGAAAAUUUGAGUCUCAAGAAAUGUACUUAUGAGCAGGAUGACUUCGCACCCAUCGUCGGCUCACGUAAAGCUCACCUCACCACGAGCAGCACUCAUGACGAGCUGAUUAAUGUAAGCGAUUGUUGCGAGGACGAAGGUGUCGAUGUCGAUCACACCGACGAUGAUGCCUCUAUGGAUAUGCUGGACGAUGAGGAUGAGGAGGAAAUCAUUGAUUGCGUGAAGAUUGAAGAGCAAAACGAUGCUGCCACAAAUACUACACAAGCGGCCGCGCUAGCUGCCGCUGCAGCUGUGGCUGCUGCCUCCGUUGUUGUGCCAAAACCCACAUACGCCAAGUAUGGCUUGCAGCCAUGGAAUUUCCAUAUGUCACCGUACACUGCUGAAUUCUACCGCACCAUCAAUCACCCACAUUUGGCGCAACAGAUCUCACCGCUGCGAGGCGACUUGCUCUCGCCCAGCUCACCCUCAGCCGAUUCGUUGGGUUCAUUAUCGCCACCGCCACACUACCUACACGGACGUGCCAAUUCGGUGUCGCCGCCUGUGCGCUCCGAAAUCAUACACCGGCCGAUUGGUGUGCGUCAAAUGCCACAGUCGCCGUCACAGCAUGCGCAUCGUUUCAUUCCCUACCCACAGUUACCCACCGCCGCUGUCGCCGCCGCAGCCGCCUACCAUACGCAACACCAUACACCACAUCACACAACGGCAUAUCCGCCGCCACUCAGUUACCAUCAUCAUCCACAUGCACCCAUCUCACCAACCUACUCCGAAUCCUCGUACUACUCCAUGCGCUCAAUCACACCUGAGCCGCAUUGUUCGGCGCUGCCCGAGGAUUUGUCGCUGAAACACAGCACACUACAGAAGACGCCACAAAAGUCGUUGGCGAGCCGCGCACACCACGCCAGUGAGAAGCGCGACUCAAGCGCCAGUCAAAGCGGCUCGGCACCCAGCACACCUUCCAUAAAGAAGGAGAAGUCGGCACCGCCACGUUAUCAGUGUCCCGACUGCCAGAAAUCCUACUCCACCUUUUCCGGUCUCACCAAGCACCAGCAAUUCCACUGCCCCGCUGCCGAAGGCAAUCAGGUGAAGAAGUCGUUCAGCUGCAAGGACUGCGACAAAACCUACGUCUCACUGGGUGCGCUCAAGAUGCACAUACGCACCCAUACGUUGCCCUGCAAGUGCAACAUUUGCGGCAAGGCAUUCUCACGGCCGUGGCUGCUGCAGGGCCAUAUACGCACACACACCGGCGAGAAGCCCUUCAGUUGUCAGCACUGCCAUCGCGCCUUUGCCGAUCGCUCGAAUUUGCGCGCCCACCUCCAGACACACUCCGACAUCAAGAAGUACUCCUGCGGUAAUUGCUCGAAGACCUUUUCGCGCAUGUCGCUGCUGACGAAGCACUCCGAGGGUGGCUGUCCGGGCGGCAAUGCGAGCGCCAAUAGCAGUAGUGGUGGCAGUUGUGCCAGCGCGGUGGCGGCUGACUCGGUGGCGUCGGCGCAUGAGCUCCACAAUUACCCAGUCUAUGUGGAGCACUAGACAGCAGUGUGAAGAAGUGUGAAAUUAGAGCUGCGCGGCCAAGCCGAGUUUGCCAUGAACCACCAAAAAUUAGUUCCUAGUUCGAAACCCACCAGCCACUAGCAAAGGAGAAAAUUUUACAACAACUAAAUAGUAACUGAUCACUCAACUCAGCGCGCGUCUAUCAAUCUAUCAUUCAAAAUAAGUACCUAAAUUACGCACACUUACAGAUACACACAUUUGUAUGUACGUGCGUAUGCAUCCCCCAGACCCAGUGUGCGCGUUGAACCUAGCAGAAAAAAGAAAAACAAAUUAAGCAGAAACAAAUUUCAUUACCUCUAGUCAGCUAAAAAAAUGUUGCUAACUUUCAAAGCAAAAACAACAAAAAAAAUCACAAAAACAACUACAUUAGUACUAACAGUUAACACAACAACAAACUAUUGUAAACAGGCCUUGCAUUUACCACAAAUUUUAACUCAACAACUAUUUUACUGUGAAGCUCAAUUUCGAAAGCCUCAAACCUACUUUUUUUUGUAAAAUAUAAAAAACCAUAUUAG